GGUUGCUGUGCCCAAAAUUGCAUUGUUAACAGUGUAUAAUAUGAAAUGAUACGUUAUAUCUAAACUGUCAGUCAAACUGUUUUGGGAAAUCAUGGAUGAAAUUUGGUUCCAUUUAUCAAAUCGAUUUGAAACUCUUCAGAUUCAAACUUCAUUUGUUGCACAACAAGGACAGCAAUUGGUCAUAGCAUGGCUGACACAGGCACGUCAAUUGUUAUACAAAUUACACAAUGAUCAGUACAUGCAGAACACAAAGGACAUUAUACAAAAUAUACUUGCUUGGAUUGAAAGAGCUUGCAAACAGUUGCAAUUUCAGUAUUAUAAUGCACACUUUAAUAUCACAGGAUUUUACAGACAAAUAGAAACUUUAUAUAACAAGGAAGUGUCAAGAAGAGAACUUGUAUUUUGUCUAGCAGGUUUAGUUAUGGGUACUUUAAUUGGUUAUUAUGCUGGGAUUAAUUGGGGACAUAUAUCUCAUCAUAUGCAUCAUAUGAAAGCUGUCAUAUGUCAGCAGUAUAUUGGUAUUGAGGUAUUGCAUUAAAUUGAAAGAUACAAAGUAUUAAAUAUAAUGCCUAUAAUUCAAAAAUCUAAUGAAUUAUUGAUACAAGUUAAAGCAGCUUCUCUUAAUGUUGUUGAUACAAAAAUUUGUUAUGGUUACUCCAAAAAUUACAGAAGACUUCUUAAUUCUGGAAGGCACAAGAAACUCCCAGUAACAUUAGGCAGAGAUUGUACUGGAGUAGUGGUAGGUAUAGGACAAAGUGUUAUUAAUUUUGAUAUUGGAGAUGAAGUAUUUUUAGCUGUACCUUCUUGGGCUCCUGGUACAAUGGCAGAAUACAUUGUUGUCCCAGAAACUCAAGUAGUUAAACGACCAAAACUUUUUACUUUCGAAGCAUCUGCAAGCCUUCCCUAUAGUGGAUGCUUAGCCUGGGAUGCCCUAGUUAAUAGGUCUGCAAUUCAAGAAGGCAAUGCGAAAGGAAAACGAGUACUAAUAUAUGGUGGAAAUACUCCUGUUGGUUGUAUUUUAACUCAACUAGUUAAGCUGUGGGGUGGACAUGUAGUUACAAUGUGUGAACUAAAUGCAAUUCCCGUAUCAAAAGCUUUAGGAGCAGAUGAUGUUAUACCAUUAAAUGAUUCAGACAUUGUAAAAGAGUUACAAUUACAUGACAAAUUUGAUGCUAUAUUUUAUACAGGAGGUCAAUCAAUUGAUGAACGUAUAUUAAAACAACAUGUAGUGCCUUAUGGUUCUUAUAUCUCUACAGUUCCUGAACAGUUAACAUCUGACUCAUUAGGUUUUAUAUUUGGAAUCAUAUUUGCAGGAUGUGUACGAAUAAAGUUAUUAAUUCAGUAUAUGUUUGGAUUUAACAUGCAUCAAUGGAAAGAAGGAUCAAAAAUUAAUGCAACAUAUUUACAAGCAUUAUGUGAUUUAGCCGAUGCUGAUCAAUUACAAAUGGUUGUAGAUAGGGUGUAUGGACCUCAUAAUAUUGAACAAGCAUUGCAUCACGUAAUAGAUCCAAAUGCUAUAGGUAGUACUAUAAUUACAUUUCAGUGA
Habropoda laboriosa is the source of this 1546-nucleotide messenger RNA. Its product is annotated as reticulon-4-interacting protein 1, mitochondrial-like. The record is from RefSeq and is a predicted model, not a curated record. Gene Ontology annotation, cellular component: mitochondrion. Lineage: Eukaryota; Metazoa; Arthropoda; Insecta; Hymenoptera; Apidae. Gene Ontology annotation, molecular function: oxidoreductase activity.